UGUCUGUACAUGACAUCAGAGUAGGUCUGCAGGCUAUGGAAGCAAAAAGAGACCAGAUCACUCUAGAUUACAUCAACACAAGGGCUUGAUUCAAUCAAUAACAUCAGAAUCACUUACACACACACACAGGUCUACGAAGGGAACACAACCACGAUUCUGUGACCUGAGAUCAGAGAGAGGGAAAAUAUGAACCCACACUGAAAUAAACUAUGAUAAUCCGUUUAACAUUUUCAUAACUUUUUCAUAUCAACGUUCAAUCAUUUUUUUUCACAUCAACCCCAAGUAUUUGUAGAAUAUAGGGCUUUGUUUCGUUUACUAGAGAGUGCACGAACAGUCUAACCUCCUGCAAACGUUAAAAGCUCAGUUGUUCACACUACAUACAGUUCCUAAAGGCCUUUUGUAUGAUGUUUCAAUGGGCGCAUCACCAUGUCAUGGCUGAACAAGGGUCGGGGUAAAGAACACAGAAUGAGGUAGGCAUAUGGGGUGGAGGGGGAGGUUUUGUAUUUGUAUAGGUAAACUCCAGCACUUGCGGGUAAAGAGUAGCCUAUGGUUUAAGAGACAAUUGGAAUGGUCCCUGACGUCUAAAAAGGUCACUUCUAGUCACCACAAUGUAGACACAGGUCUAUUUUACUGUCAGUACAAGAGUAUAAAAAAGGACCUGAGAGUCUGCUGAGGGCUACGGUGCAGACAUCAAGCCCUCCAACCAUGGGAAAGAUAAUCUUUUACGAAGGCCACAACUUCCAGGGUCGACACUAUGAGUGCAACAGUGACUGUGCUGACACGUUCAGACACUUCAACUGCUGUAACUCUAUCAGGGUGACCGGCGGUCACUGGGUGGCCUACGAGAAGCCCAACUUCAACGGCUACCAGUACAUCCUGAACCAGGGAGAGUACCCUGACCACCACCACUGGAUGGGCUUCAACAACUGCAUCCGUUCCUGCCAGAUGUUCCCCCCCUACAGAGGAGCCUACAGAAUGAGAAUCUACAACAGGCCUGAGAUGUCUGGUCACAUGAUGGAGUUCAUGGACGACUGCCCCAACGUGUAUGAGCGUUUCCGCCACCGUGACAUCUUCUCUUCCAACGUCAUGGAAGGCUACUGGGUGUUCUACGAGCACCCCAACUACAGGGGUCGUCAGUACUUCCUCCGCCCCGGGGAGUACAGGGCCUGCAACGACUGGGCCUGCCACAACCCCAUGGUGGGCUCCUUCAGGAGAAUGAGGAGUGGCCUGUAAGCUUCUCACAUCUGGACUGUAACAAAGUGAUUAAACGUGCUGGUUUUUAAA
This is a messenger RNA of Oncorhynchus nerka (sockeye salmon), 1284 nucleotides long. RefSeq names its product crystallin, gamma MX, like 2 (gene crygmxl2). NCBI's taxonomy places the organism in Eukaryota, Metazoa, Chordata, Actinopteri, Salmoniformes, Salmonidae. Gene Ontology annotation, biological process: lens development in camera-type eye; visual perception. The record is from RefSeq and is a predicted model, not a curated record. Gene Ontology annotation, molecular function: structural constituent of eye lens. Bases 706 to 1233 code for a protein of 175 amino acids. The transcript is spliced from 3 exons.